GCACGGAUAGUAAAGCUAACGGAGGCAAUACAAACACACAAACCAACACAAACAGCGCGGGUUGUGUGUUCACACGGAAACAGCAGCGUGUUGAUCCGAGUGUCUGCAGCCACUGGUUCUACUGGGACUGCUCCCAGUGAGGAUGUGACGCCACCAGCAAAGAACACAGCCACUGGGUGACGGGAGCUAGCUGACGUUAGCAUUAGCCUGCUAGUUCUUACCGUUAAGCACAAGGCCGCGGGAGAACCAGGAGGAGAACCAGGGGGAGAACCAGGAGGACAGCUGCUUCCGGCUCCAGCUGCACCGAGGAUGUAGGUGAACGUCACCAGACGAGGAACAAACCCACAACUGAGAUCUAACACAACUGGUUCCGCUCAGGUACUCAACUACAUCUGUUUUAAUAGAGCUUUGGGGCUAGCUAGCUUGUUAGCUCUGUGGCUAGCUCGCUAGCAUGAGUGAAGUGACGGAGUCCAGGCAGUCCUCCGCUGACUCUGCGUCGAGGAAGCGGUGUCCGUCCCCGGACCGGGAGGAAGCGGCUGCGGUUCCCAGCAAAACCACUAAAGUUAGCGAUGCAUCAGAUGGAACCGGAGUCACUUCGGAAAGUUGUAGAAACAGUGAAGCGGAGAGUAAGGAGCCAGAUGCUGGGUGUGAAGGCAGCGUGGAGCAGGUAGCUGCAGCCGGGGAGACCGACCACAGUGACCACAACACGAGUGGAUCCCAGGCUGUCAACAAGCCUGAUGACCAGGGUGUCAAGAGCACCGAGGAGCCGCAGCCCUCCGGUGCCCUGUCCCCUGGUGCCCGGUCCUCCGGUGCUCGACCCCCCGCUGAGGCGAGGGAAUCCGCCAACAAGACGCCGGGAGCCGAGCAGCGUCCCGCGGCUCCUGUGGACCAGUCCGACCAGUCCGACUCCGCGGCCAUAGCAGCCGCCAUAGCAGCCGCCGAGGCACUGGCCAGCCUCACCGGCCGGGACGCGGAGGUCAGCCGGGAGACCCCCUGCUCCUCUGAAAAGGUCAAACACCCGAAACCGGCGAGCAAGUUCAAACAGCGAGGGUCGCACCAGCAGUCCCCCAGGGCCGGCUCCAGGACCCAGGCGGCCGCGGCGGACAGCUCCACAUCCGUGCACAGCACCGACCGGGAAGAUGCUGAUGAGGCGGCGGAAGCAGACGAAGGGGACGACUCCAUCUCCGGGUCCUCGUCCACACCGAGCUCCUCUUUCCCGUCGGACAACGAGGACAACGAGGACGGGGAGUGUGCCAUCGUGUCGGUGAAGAUGGCCCCUGAGAUGAGGCAGUCCGUGGCCCUGCUGGCUCAGGUGCAGAUGAGACUGGAAGCCCUGGAGAAGAAGAGUGCCCGGUUCCACCAGCGAGUGGAGCUGAAGAUCAGCCGUCUGCGGAGGCCACAUCUGGAUCAGCGCAGCUCCAUCACCAAAACCAUCCCCGGCUUCUGGGUCACAGCUCUGUUGAACCAUCCACACCUCUCGGCCCACAUCGAUGAGACGGAUGAAGAUGCUCUUAGUUACAUGACGGAUCUGGAGAUCGAGUCUUUCAAGAAUAAUAAGCUUGGCUACAGGAUGCGAUUCCACUUCAGACGGAACCCGUAUUUCCAGAACAACAUCAUCAUGAAGGAGCUGCACCUCGGGAUGGGAGGUAUAAAAGAUGGAUCUCCCAUGUCCUUCUCCAACCCCAUCGUUUGGCAUCGUGGGCAAAACCUGACGGCGCAGAGCGAAGCCCGGAAGUCGUCAGUUGGCGUCUACCAGACGUUCUUCAGCUGGUUCAGUGACCAUAGCAACCCCGGGCAGGAUGAUGUAGCACAGAUACUUAAAGACGACCUGUACCGAGACCCACUGAGAUACUACCUCACUCCACUGUGGGAACCAAGGGAGAACGGCAGUAGUGGGAGCGGACCCAGAGCAGCUGAUAACGGGAAUGGAGAUGAUUGUGUGGUAAUCUCCGACUCGGACGAUGAUCCCGGCGAGGACACUGGUGAAGCUGAACAAGGCCACAGUAAGAGACGAGAAGAGGAGGAUCCAGAGGAGGAAGACGAAGAAGAUGAAGACGAAGAAGAAGAAGAGGAGGAGGAGGGGGAAGACCGGGGGCCAACUGCAGGGAAAACAGAUCAGACAGGAAACGUCACCUCCUCAGAUGAGAGUCCAGAGGAGGAGGAGGAUGGUGAUGCUGAUGCAGGAGAAAUAGUGAUUGACGCCUCUGAUGACAGUGACCAGGAGGAGGAAGAGGAUGAAGCCUAAGAAGAAGAAGAAGAUUUUCUCCUCCAGAAGUCUGUGAGGGACCAGAGACCAAGAAGACAAACAGGAUACUGAAUCGAUUUAAAAACAUACCAGAAUCCUUCUUCCUGGUGUUAGUUAUUAUGCACAGAAUAUCAGAACUUGUGUUUUUUUAUACCUAAAAUUAAUAGAAGCAUUUUAAAUCAGGGUUCCCUGUAAUAAUGAAGCCAAGGCUGCAUGUGUCCCCUCUAUUUUAUACAGUUGGUACUGUGUAUUCUGAUGUACUUUGACUCUCCUGUGUGCAAACAUGUGUUUUUCUACAAGCGCUCCAUGCAAGUGUUCUUCUAUUUAUUGAAGAUCACAUCGUACUUCGCUCACUCGCGUGGGUUAGACUUUAAUUGCCGUAAUUAAAUAAAAAUCCAAGGCAUCGUGAUUAUUAGAUAUUUGAAGAAAGUUCUGGCGGUUUUUAGACGUGACGUGUGGCACCGACAAAAGUGUCACCAAUGGAAUUUGAUAUCAUGACAGUACCUUUCCGACGCACCCAGUACUGAACCAAAAUUUGUUCUCAGGGAUGAUCAUGGUGGUAGAUUUACCGAACAGAACUUUACUGCUUCUCAGACAUGCACACACUCUGGUUAUUGUUGGCUGUGUAUAAGGUAACGUGUUCUCUACUGUAGUAAAUAGGAGCAAAUAUAAUACCUGUGUUUCUCCCUCCUCUCCUGUAUGUUCAGUCUUGUCCCACAUCAGCCUGCACCCCCCCACCCACCCUUGUUAGCCAUCUCUGAUGUCAUUGCAUAGUUUGAUCAAUGUUUCUGUGGAUUUUUUUUUGUAACUCAACCUUAUAAUAAGUAGUAAUAUUGUGUUUUGUAUUAUCUUUUGACAUUUCGUUAGGUUGUAAAUUUAUUCGAAUUUGCUUUCUGAAACAUUUAAGGUUUAUUUCCAUGUUGUAUGUCAUAGGAAUUUUUUCGCUGUCUUUUGACCAAGAUGGUAUUUAUUAUGUUGAUGUUUUGUUUUUUUCUACAUGUCCACAUCAUGGCAUGCCUGUGAGCAUGAAAUAUAAGACAGGAGGAUUUUGACCUAUGAGGCUGCGUGGAGGAAAAGCACAGUGUCGGUAAAUGUAGUUUAACUCACAGCAACACAAUGAGGUGCACUCUUAACAGAACUAGAAUUUGCUUACUUUUCUUAGCAAUGAACUUGUAAAUAAUAUUUCAGCGUUGUCUUUUGGAUAAGACUGUACACAUGUUUAAUGAAUGGAUACAUUUAUCAGAUAAUCUGGAGUUUUUUCAUGAACAUGAUCAGAAAGUUAUAUUUUGUGUGCCGUGUUUUAUAGAACACUGUAGUUUAAAGAUACCUACUCGUUUGUUGCUUUGGUUGAUUUUGUUUUGCUUGGAGAUAAAUGUCCACCUUUUGACUCAGACUUAAUAAAGUAGGCAGUUGUUUCA
This is a messenger RNA of Limanda limanda (common dab), 3663 nucleotides long. It is a transcript of the gene tspy, whose product is annotated as testis specific protein Y-linked. The transcript has 8 exons. NCBI's taxonomy places the organism in Eukaryota, Metazoa, Chordata, Actinopteri, Pleuronectiformes, Pleuronectidae. Gene Ontology annotation, biological process: nucleosome assembly. Gene Ontology annotation, molecular function: chromatin binding; histone binding. The record is from RefSeq and is a predicted model, not a curated record. Bases 452 to 2245 code for a protein of 597 amino acids. Gene Ontology annotation, cellular component: nucleus; chromatin.